Messenger RNA from Synchiropus splendidus (mandarinfish), 1762 nucleotides. RefSeq names its product chromosome 19 C17orf75 homolog (gene c19h17orf75). The transcript is spliced from 10 exons. NCBI's taxonomy places the organism in Eukaryota, Metazoa, Chordata, Actinopteri, Syngnathiformes, Callionymidae. The coding region runs from base 157 to 1332 and encodes 391 amino acids. The record is from RefSeq and is a predicted model, not a curated record. Gene Ontology annotation, cellular component: trans-Golgi network.
UUACCCAAACAAGCGCAGUGGACUGCAUCACCAUCAUCAUCUACAUAACCGACACUGAUGCGCUUGGUUAUUUCGCUUGAACUGUAGUAAAUCGGAGUCAGAGGUUCAUCUCGAAGGUUCAGGUCUUCACACUUCCAACCGUGCGGCGGAAAUACCAUGUUUACCUCGCAGACCUCGUCCUUCCAAGACUCCAUUGACGUGGAGGAGAGAGAUGACUUUGACAGCGAGGAGAUUUCUGGGUUCCCUCAGAAGGUCCAGCUCAACUGCUACUACACCAUCUACUUAUACCACGGCACCAGAUCUGAGGCUACUGGGGAAAAUGUGGCCUGGAGCCAGAGACGAACCGACUCCACUGCCAGUCAGGAAGACUUUAGCCUGACUUUGAUUGACAGCAGCCUGCCCCUGGAGGCGGAGCCUGAGCUGCGGACCUACAUUUCCAGGAGGCUGAGUAAAGGAGCUCUGCUGGGAGGCAUGGGCAACAUCGCCACUGUGGAACUCAGUGUUCCGGAGCAGGCGGUGGGCUGCUACUGCUGCCUGGUGGAGCAGGAGAGGUCGCCGGAGCAACCGGACGCUGACGGAAAUGGAUACGUCAUCUGUUUCAUGGGCGGCUCCGAGAAGGGCCUGAACUUGUACCGGUUGGAGCUGGACAAGUACGUCCAGGGGCUUCACAGCAGUUUGCAAACCCCUGAGAACCUAGAGUCAGAGCUGCGUCCGUAUCUGAGCCAGUGGUAUGAGGAGUCUGUCAUGCACAUCUGCCGGGUGGUGCAGCUGCUGCAGAACCAGAUCAGCUUCCUGCUUCACGCCGCUUUGAGUCAGACUCACGUGGAGGUCAUCAACUCAGAUGAGAGGACAAAGGCUGACGUGUCUCGGUUCAUCAAAGCAGCCGGUCUGCAGGGCCUGUCGCAGCAGGACACCACCGCCGCCUCCCUGUGCAAGGCCAUGUCCGAAGAGACUCGCUCCGACCUUCUCCUCGACUGCUCCACGUCUCCUCCCACUCUCUCCAACGCGGUCAGCAACCGCUUCUGCGACGACUGGAUCCAGGCCUUCCUAAACGCGGCCGAGCGAUGCAACCCCUUCCUGCUGCGGCAGAUUCUGGAGAACUUCAAACUGAAGGCCAUCCAGGACAUGAACAGCCUGAAGCGCUUCGUGCGUCAGGCCGAGAUGAGCCACUACGCACUCUUCCGCUGCUACCAGUUCCUGCAGGGCUGCGGGAACGGAGACGUGCUGCUGCAGAACGCCCGGGCAGAGCACAGCGACCUGCCCGAGUCCUGCCGCAUCAUCGCCGUCCUGGAGGAGUUCCUCAGGGAGCAGCAGCCCUCGGCCCAGGCCUGACGUGAGCGGCGACAGCAGCAGCCUGCUCCCCGCCAAAACACUACCGUCUGCCCAACACCAAGUCUGGAGCUCUUGUUUGUGCUCCUGAGUCUGUGACGUGAAGUCUGACUACUCAACUCAACCCUCACUCACUUGGUCUUGUUAGCUUGAAACAAACCUGACACUGAUUUCACUCCCCGAAAUUUUUUUGACUUUUGCUCAACAAUGACUUUACUGUAAAGCAGCGCACACGUCUGAGGCAGCCAUUCAAUAAGCCACAUUUCAGUGCUGUUCUUUUAGAACAGAGCUUUCCAGAGUAUGUGGCGCUGCCACGUCGACGUCAAUGGUGUUGAAACUGUGAAGAUGUAAAUACAUGUUCCGAUGUUGUGGCGCGUGUGUUGUUGAAUUCAUCCUGUAAAUACUUGGCUGAAAUAAAUUCUAUUGUGCUUGA